Molecule: messenger RNA, 1829 nt
Organism: Oxyura jamaicensis (ruddy duck)
Lineage: Eukaryota; Metazoa; Chordata; Aves; Anseriformes; Anatidae
Product: proto-oncogene vav-like
Exons: 18
Biological process (GO): regulation of GTPase activity; cell migration; intracellular signal transduction
Cellular component (GO): cytoplasm
Molecular function (GO): protein binding; guanyl-nucleotide exchange factor activity
Source: RefSeq, a predicted model, not a curated record
ACCCUCUGUGACCCCUCGUGCCCCCAUGACCCCCCUGUGCCCCCCCAGGAGUGCUCCCAACGAGCCAACAACGGGCGUUUCUCCCUGCGGGACCUGCUGAUGGUGCCGAUGCAGCGGGUGCUCAAGUACCACCUUCUGCUGCAGGAGCUGGUGAAGCUGACGCCGGAGCCGGCCGAGAGGGAGAGGCUGCGGGCGGCCCUGGAUGCCAUGAGGGACCUGGCGCAGUGCGUGAACGAGGUCAAACGGGACAACGAGACCCUGAAGCAGCUCACCAGCGUCCAGCUCUGCCUCCACAACAUGCCGCAGUCCCUGGCGCAGUUCGGGCGCCCCAAGAUCGACGGGGAGCUGAAGGUGUCCAGCACCGAGCGGCGCUCCAAGGUGGACAGGUACGGCUUCCUCCUGGACAAGGCCCUGAUCAUCUGCAAGCGCCGGGGGGAUUCCUACGAGGCCAAAGAAGUUGUGGACCUGCAGAGCCACCAACUGCGGGACGGUGGCCUUGGCCCCCGUGAUGGCAAGAAGUGGACCCACACCUUCCUGCUCAUCGACACGGCCGGGCUGCAGGGCUACGAGCUCUUCUUCAAGACGCGCGAGCUGAAGAAGAAGUGGCUGGAGCAGUUUGAGAUGGCCCUCUCCAACAUCUUCCCUGAGCACGCACUGGCUGAUGGGCAUGACUUCCAGAUGUUCUCCUUCGAGGACACCACGUCCUGCAAGGCCUGCCAGAUGUUGCUGAGGGGCACGUUCUACCAGGGGUACCGCUGCAGCCGGUGCCGGGCCCCCGCGCACAAGGAGUGUCUGGGGCGGCUGGGGACCUGCAGCAAAGGCGGCGCUGAUUCAAGCUCUGGCACUAGGAAGAACAAGUCACAGCGGCCGGGCCCUGAGAAGAAACGGGGAGACCUGGGGCUGCCCAAGAUGGAGGCGAACCAGCACUAUGGUGGGGUGCCCCCGCCACCAGGGGCCAUGGGUCCUGCCCUGAGGCUCAGCCCUGGGGACAUCGUGGAGGUCACUGUGGCUGAAGCUGAGCAGCUCUGGUGGCAGGGCAGGAACGUGGUCAACGGUGACGUGGGCUGGUUCCCCUGUGCCGCUGUCAGACCCUUCAUCUGCACGCCGCUGCCGGAUCUCUCCGUCUACCUCUGGUAUGCGGGCCCCAUGGAGCGGGGGGAAGCCGAGCAGAUCCUGACACCCCGCUCGGACGGCGCCUUCCUCGUGCGGCAGCGGGUGAAGGACGCCGGUGAAUUUGCCAUCAGCAUCAAGUACCGCACGGAGGUGAAGCACAUCAAGGUGAUGACGGCGGAGGGGCUCUACCGCCUGACCGAGAAGAAGGCCUUCAAGGGGCUGGUGGAACUGGUGGAGUUCUACCAGCGCAACUCGCUCAAAGACUGCUUCAAGGCGCUUGACACGGCCCUGCUGGUGCCCUUCAAGGAACCCGAGAGCCGGGCUGGCCCCCGGCCACCCGGGGCCGUGCGCAGCUUCGGCUCGGCCAAGGCCCGCUACGACUUCUGUGCCCGGGACCGGACAGAGCUGACGUUGCGCGAGGGCGAUGUUAUCCGUGUCCUCAGCAAGAAAGGCCACCCGGGCUGGUGGAAAGGAGAGAUCUACGGCCGGGUCGGCUGGUUCCCCGCAAACUACGUGGAGGAGGAUUACUCGGAGUACUGCUGACCGCAGGAUCCCCCAGUCUUGUCCCCAGCCUCAUGUCCCCCACCCCAGUCCUCUGUGUCCUGUUCCUCCCCCCUCCCCCAGGAGGUCACUGCGUCCCCCUCUGCCCCCCACUUCCCCAAUUAAUUUAUGCCUCCUCCCACCCAGGAGGGGCAAUAAACGAGGAUGAGGAUGUG